AUGGCGGAACCCCGGGAGGAAUCGGAGCCCCUUCUGAGCCGGACCCGCGGCGGCAGUGCCCGCCAUUUCCCGGCGGGCGUACCCUCUUGUCACAGCGUCCAAGUCGGCCCUGGUGCCGUGGCCAGGCGGGAUCUGUGCUUGGACCAGGCUGCGGUGUUCAUCGAAGACGCCAUCCAGUAUCGCUCCAUCAACCACCGCGUGGACGCCAGGUCUCUGUGGCUGUACCGAUGGUACUACUCCAGCACGAGCCAGUGGAUUCUGAGCUUCACCACUUUCUUGAUCCUGGCUUUGGCUUUUAUUGAGACCCCCUCCUCACUCACCAGCACCUCUGAUGUGCGCUACCGCCCGGCCCCCUGGGAGCCGCCCUGCGGCCUGACUGAGGGCGUCGAGGCACUCUGCCUGCUGGUCUUCGCGGCCGACGUCUCCGUGAAGAGCUACCUGGUUGGGUGGGCCCAGUUUCGGAAGAACCCCUGGCUGCUGGCCUACCUCGUGGUGCUGCUCGUGUCUCUCCUGGACUGGACCGUGUCGCUGAGCCUCAUUUGUCAGGAGCCCGUGCGGGUGCGCCGGCUCCUGCGCCCCUUCUUCCUGAUGCAGAGCUCCUCCAUGAUGAAGAAGACGCUCAAGUGCAUCAGGUGGUCGCUGCCAGAGAUGGCCAGCGUUGGGCUGCUGCUGGCCGCCCACCUGGGCCUCUUCACCGUGCUGGCGAUGCUGCUGCUUCCCUGCGAGAAGCGCUGCCACGUCCGUUCGCAGGACGACAGGCGGGACAGGCAGCGGCUGACCUACUUCCGCAACCUGCCCGAGGCUCUGACCUCCCUCCUGGUGUUGCUCACCACCGCCAACAGCCCUGAUGUGAUGAUUCCUGCCUAUUCCAAGAACCGGCUCUACGCCAUCUUUUUCAUAGCCUUCACCCUGAUAGGGAGCUUGUUUUUGAUGAACCUGCUGACGGCCGUCAUCUACAACCAGUUCCGGGGCUACCUGAUGAAGUCUCUGCAGACCUCACUGUUGCGGAGGUGCCUGGGCAUCCGGGCUGCCUACAAGGUCCUCUCGUCCAUGACGGCAGAGGGAGAAGCCCACCCCGAGGGAGUCGGGGUGAAGCCCCAGGACUUCCUGCAGGUGCUUCAGAAGGUCCAGCUGGACCGUGACCACAAACAGGCCAUCGCGGAGAAGCUGCGUUCCCGCAGUGGGGACCUGCUGUCAGCUGACAAGUUUCAGAAGCUCUUCGAUGAGUUUGACAGAAGGGUGAUUAAAGAGCACCCGCCGCGGCCCGAGUACCAGUCUCCGUUUCUGCAGAGCGCCCAGUUCCUCUUUGGCCACCACUACUUUGACUACCUGGGCAACCUCAUGGCCCUGGGAAACCUCGUGACCAUCUGUGUGUUCCUGGUGUUGGAUGCAGAUGUGCUGCCCGAGGACCGUGACGACUUCGUGCUGGGGAUUCUCAACUGCGUCUUCAUCCUGUACUACCUGCUGGAGAUGCUGCUCAAGGUGUUUGCUCUGGGCCUGCGGAGGUACCUGGUCUCCUCCAGCAAUGUGUUCGACGGGCUACUCACCGCCGUCCUGCUGGUUUUGGAGAUCUCAACUCUGGCUGUGCACCGCUUCCCACACCCGGGCUGGAAGCCAGAGGCGCUGGGCCUGCUGUCGCUGUGGGACAUGACCCGGCUGGUGAACGUGUUCAUAGCCUUCCGCUUCUUGCGCAUCAUUCCCAGCAUGGAGCUGAUGGCUGUAGUGGCUAGUACCAUCCUGGACCUGAUCAAAAACAUGCGGGCUUUCGGUGGGAUCCUGGUGGGGGUCUACUACAUUUUUGCCAUCAUCGGCAUCAUCCUGUUCCGAGGUGUCAUCGUGCCUCCUGGAAACAGCAGCCUGGCCCCUGACAACGGCUCCGCGCCCUGCGGGAGCUUCGAGCAGCUGGAGUACUGGACCAACAACUUUGACGACUUUGCGGCCGCCCUGGUCACUCUGUGGGAUGUGAUGGUCGUGAACAACUGGCAGGUGUUUCUGGAUGCCUUCCGGCGCUACGCGGGCCCGUGGUCCAAGAUCUAUUUUGUGCUGUGGUGGCUGGUGUCGUCCGUCAUCUGGGUCAACCUGCUCCUGGCUCUGAUUCUGGAGAACUUCCUUCACAAGUGGGACCGCCGCAGUCACCUGCAGUCCCUCACAGGGGACCUAGAGGCCACCUCUGAGGUGACCGUGGAGCUCCUGUUCAGGGAUGUCCUGGAGGAGCCCACGGAGGAAGAGCUGACAGAGAAGCUGAGCCACCACCCGCACCUGCAGCUGUGCAGGUGA
Molecule: messenger RNA, 2277 nt
Organism: Lipotes vexillifer (Yangtze River dolphin)
Lineage: Eukaryota; Metazoa; Chordata; Mammalia; Artiodactyla; Lipotidae
Gene: TPCN2
Product: two pore segment channel 2
Exons: 25
Coding region: 1-2277 (758 amino acids)
Biological process (GO): endocytosis involved in viral entry into host cell; transmembrane transport; monoatomic ion transport
Cellular component (GO): lysosomal membrane
Molecular function (GO): ligand-gated sodium channel activity; intracellularly phosphatidylinositol-3,5-bisphosphate-gated monatomic cation channel activity; voltage-gated channel activity
Source: RefSeq, a predicted model, not a curated record